Haliotis rubra (blacklip abalone) is the source of this 939-nucleotide messenger RNA. Its product is annotated as protein ANTAGONIST OF LIKE HETEROCHROMATIN PROTEIN 1-like. The record is from RefSeq and is a predicted model, not a curated record. The transcript has a single exon. The coding region runs from base 1 to 939 and encodes 312 amino acids. Lineage: Eukaryota; Metazoa; Mollusca; Gastropoda; Lepetellida; Haliotidae.
AUGAGCUCUCCCUCUGAAGAUACAGUUGAGGAACCAUUGGAUGUGAAGAAAAAGGUUGCUAUAACAAUCUAUUGGAUGGCUUUCUCCGCAGAAUAUAGAACCGUGGCCAACCUUUUUGGUGUCGGGAAGGCAACCGUAUGUAUCUGCGUCCAUCAAGUGUGUGAAGCCAUCAUGAAACUUCUCCUGACUGAAUACGUCAGGUUCCCCCAGGGAGACGCAUUGAAGGAUGUUAUCAGGGGCUAUGAGGAGCGUCGGGGAUUUCCAAACUGUGUAGGAUCUAUAGAUGGCAGUCACAUCCCUAUCAUAGCUCCUAAAUAUUCACACGGUGACUACCUGAACAGGAAAGGUUUCUAUUCUCUUAUCCUUCAAGGGGUAUGUGACCACAACCAGAUGUUUACACACAUCAAUAUUGGCUGGCCAGGCAGAGUGCAUGACGCCCGUGUCUUUGUGAACUCAGACAUUUAUUUCCUUGGUGAUGAUGGUUCUCUCUUACCAAACUGGUCGAAGAACAUCGGAAAUACACAGAUGCCCUUGGUGCUCCUUGGUUAUGCAGCAUACCCCUUAAAGUCAUGGUUAUUGAAGCCCUACACUGGCAGAGCUAACCUCACUCCAGCUCAGAGUACCUUCAACUAUCGACUCAGCGGUGCCAGGAUGACGAUUGAAAACGCGUUUGGUCGCUUGAAGGGACGCUGGCGGUGUUUGCAGAAGAGGAUGGACGUUGACGUCGAAUUUGCCUGCACGGUAAUUACAUGCUGUGUUGUCCUCCACAACAUUUGCGAGAGUGUACGUGACCUCUACAGGGAGGAUUGGGACGCCGAAGAAGACGAAAAAGAAAAUGACUACCAACUGGAUGUACAGGAUGGGGGCGACGAAGGGAUCCAAUGUGCGAAAGCUCUGCCUGAUGAAAUCGCGCUGGCUUUCUGCAACGAUGUGUUUUAA